GGCGCGGGCGGGGCCGGCGGCGCGGCUUCAUCUGCGGACGCACGGCCUGCUCCGGGGCUGCUUCCCCAGGGCGCCGGGCGGCGAGCGGCUGGGCCGGCCAUGGACCGCCGCUGGGGCUUCCUGAUCGGCCUCCUGAGCGCCGCGUGGCUGCUGCUCCGCUCCGGCCACGACGAGCCGCGGCCCCCGGAGACGCCCCCGGAGACCGCGGCGCAGCGGUGCUUCUGCCAGGUCAGCGGUUACUUGGAUGAUUGUACCUGUGAUGUUGAAACCAUUGAUAAAUUUAAUAACUACAGGCUUUUCCCAAGACUACAAAAACUUCUUGAAAGUGACUACUUUAGAUAUUACAAGGUAAACCUGAAGAGGCCCUGUCCUUUCUGGAAAGAUAUCAGCCAGUGUGGAAGAAGAGACUGUGCCGUGAAGCCUUGUGAAUCUGAUGAAGUUCCUGAUGGAAUUAAAUCUGCAAGCUACAAGUAUUCUGGAGAAGCCAAUAAUCUCAUUGAAGAAUGUGAACAGGCGGAACGACUUGGAGCUGUGGAUGAAUCUCUGAGUGAGGAAACGCAGAAGGCCGUUCUUCAGUGGACCAAACAUGAUGAUUCCUCAGACAACUUCUGUGAAGCUGAUGACAUACAGUCUCCUGAUGCUGAGUACGUAGAUUUGCUCCUGAAUCCUGAGCGCUACACGGGUUACAAGGGGCCAGACGCGUGGAGGAUAUGGAAUGUCAUCUACGAAGAAAACUGUUUCAAGCCACAGACAAUUAAAAGACCUUUAAAUCCGUUGGCUUCCAGUCAAGGGAAAAGUGAAGAGAACACCUUUUACAGCUGGCUAGAAGGUCUCUGUGUAGAAAAAAGAGCCUUCUACAGACUUAUAUCUGGCCUACAUGCAAGCAUUAAUGUGCACUUAAGCGCACGCUAUCUUCUGCAAGAUACCUGGUUAGAACAGAUAUGGGGACACAACGUAACAGAAUUUCAGCAGCGGUUUGAUGGAAUUUUGACCGAGGGAGAAGGUCCAAGAAGGCUUAAGAAUUUGUAUUUUAUCUACUUAAUAGAAUUAAGGGCUUUAUCUAAAGUGGUACCAUUCUUUGAGCGCCCAGAUUUUCAACUCUUCACUGGGAAUAAAGUUCAGGAUGCAGAGAACAAAAUGUUACUUCUGGAAAUACUUCAUGAAAUCAAGUCAUUUCCUUUGCAUUUUGAUGAGAAUUCAUUUUUUGCUGGGGAUAAAAAAGAAGCAAACAAGCUAAAGGAGGACUUUCGACUGCAUUUUAGAAAUAUUUCAAGAAUCAUGGAUUGUGUUGGUUGUUUUAAAUGUAGACUGUGGGGAAAGCUUCAGACUCAGGGUUUGGGUACUGCUCUGAAGAUCUUGUUUUCUGAGAAACUGAUAGCAAAUAUGCCAGAAAGUGGGCCCAGUUAUGAAUUCCAACUGACCAGACAAGAAAUAGUGUCAUUAUUUAAUGCAUUUGGAAGAAUUUCUACAAGUGUGAAAGAAUUAGAAAACUUUAGGAACUUGUUGCAAAAUGUUCAUUAAAGAAAAUGAGUUGAAAUGUGCCUGUGCUGGACAAUGGAGGUCAAAGAGAGGAAUGUCAUUCAAAGAAAUAAAAACGACAGUCUAAAGGCAAAUGUUUUAUAAAGCUGCUUUUGUAAAAGGAGAAUUAUAUUAUUUUAAGUAAACAUUUUUAAAAAUUGUGUUAGAUCUGUGUAUAAUAUUGUGAAUAAAAGUGAUACUUUGGGGUAUUGUGGUACAGAUUUUAAAGUUUAAUGUUGAAUAAAAUCAGAAUUAUUAAAUUCAUAUAUGUUAAAACUAAGUACCUGAUGUUCUAAAUCUCUCAAACUAGAAUUUUGUGUAAGAUGUAAUAUAAAUAAAACUAUGGCCAAUAUGACAAGUGUUUAAUA
Molecule: messenger RNA, 1886 nt
Organism: Pipistrellus kuhlii (Kuhl's pipistrelle)
Lineage: Eukaryota; Metazoa; Chordata; Mammalia; Chiroptera; Vespertilionidae
Gene: ERO1A
Product: endoplasmic reticulum oxidoreductase 1 alpha
Exons: 16
Coding region: 100-1521 (473 amino acids)
Biological process (GO): protein folding in endoplasmic reticulum
Cellular component (GO): endoplasmic reticulum membrane; endoplasmic reticulum
Molecular function (GO): thiol oxidase activity; protein-disulfide reductase activity; FAD binding
Source: RefSeq, a predicted model, not a curated record